Messenger RNA from Saccostrea cuccullata (small rock oyster), 1164 nucleotides. RefSeq lists its product as uncharacterized. Gene Ontology annotation, molecular function: protein binding. NCBI's taxonomy places the organism in Eukaryota, Metazoa, Mollusca, Bivalvia, Ostreida, Ostreidae. The transcript has 2 exons. The record is from RefSeq and is a predicted model, not a curated record. Bases 128 to 748 code for a protein of 206 amino acids.
GAAAGAAAUUGGAUAUACUUGUAUGAAUAAUAUUAUUGUAUCAUAAUUUAAGAAGAACUUCAUAAACAAGAAAAGUAUUUCUUUGUAAACAAUUAGUUAUGCGAUUUCGAAAUUCAAAACUACAGCAAUGAUUUCGUUUUGGGUCUCCAAAAUGGAAGUCAAAGUACAAGAAAUGAAGACGAAAGAGGAUGAUCUUCAACUCGCCAAUCAAAGACUGCAUAAAGGACUAGAUCAGUAUUUGAAUAUGAGUAAUACUUUUGAUGAGACCUCCGUACAAAUUGGAAGGAUACAGGAAGAUCUCCUUAAUUUGAAUUCAACCGUGGAUGCUCUUUGCAACGGCGCAUAUUUGGAAAAUAGAUCUGUUGUAUUCAAUGCAGUCGUCAGCAAACCAUUAGAUUUCCAACGCAGCACUCCGGUCAAUGUUGUGUGUGACACAGUUUUAUAUCUAACUGGCAACGUGCACAAUCCACGCAAUGGUUUCUUCACAGCGCCAACUGGUGGUCUUUAUGUGUUUUCUUGGUCAACUUUGGCAUUAACCCGUAAGAUAUUUGAUACAGAAAUUCUGGUAAACGGUCAAAGAAAGGGCUUAGCAAAUUGUAACAACGAGAACAAUCCUGGAAUUGAAAAUUGUGCAAAUACCAUUCCUGAUGUUCUAAAAUCUGGUGACAAAGUCAAUAUACGUACAACUAUCGCAAAUUAUAUCUAUGGGUAUCAUUGGUCAACCUUUAAGGGAUGGACAGUCUGGUAAAAAGAAAAUAAAGAAGCCAAAACAUUUUCUGACAUAUAUAUUUUGAAAUUUUUUCAAACCCUGUUUUCUUUAAUCAGAUGAUAAAGGCAUUGCCUCUCCUCCAACCAGCAGAGAUAUACUUAUUUGAUAUGGUUUCACGCGAUCGUGUCUUCUGUUUUAAUUAGUAUUGAAAAAACCUUCAGACUCUUGUUGCCCAUGACAAAAGACGUCAUCCAUUGGUAUACUUAUUAGAUGUCGACACUUGACAAUGAGAAAAAGUAUAAGGUGUGCGUUUGACGGUAUAUAUUGUCAUUUUGUACAUAUUGUCGUUGACAAUAUGUUCCUAUCUUCACUGCACAUUUUGUCUUCCAUCAUUACAUAUUGUCACUGGCAACGAACCAUAUCUUCCUCCUGCAGUGGACAAAAGUUACAGUCAC